Messenger RNA from Aspergillus ruber CBS 135680, 918 nucleotides. RefSeq names its product putative ribosomal small subunit assembly protein. The record is from RefSeq and is a predicted model, not a curated record. Gene Ontology annotation, cellular component: UTP-C complex; CURI complex. Gene Ontology annotation, biological process: rRNA processing; ribosomal small subunit assembly. Lineage: Eukaryota; Fungi; Ascomycota; Eurotiomycetes; Eurotiales; Aspergillaceae. The coding region runs from base 1 to 918 and encodes 305 amino acids. Gene Ontology annotation, molecular function: nucleic acid binding. The transcript is spliced from 2 exons.
AUGAAGAAAGACUCACCAGAGAUAGCCGGUUAUACCGUGCUCUCCAUUCAACUCCCCCCAACACCCGCCUUUCCCAAACCAGCAACCCAUUACCUCUACCUACGCCCUCACGAGCCUCGCAUCCCAGACCCCGACUCCCCUCGCUCUCUUUUCAUCGUCAAUAUCCCCAUAGACACAACCGAAACCCACCUCCGCCACCUUUUCGCCAAACAACUCUCCGCCGGCCGCGUCGAAAAAGUGCACUUCGAAAACGUCCCUACGAAAAAGAAGCACUCUCUCCCAACCCUCUCCGCCUCCAAGAACAACAAAAAACGCAAGCGCAUCACAGCCGACGACCUUCAAUCCCAACUCGAAGCCAUCGAGCUCCCCUCAACAUGGGACCACCAUCUCCAGAAAUCCGGCGCCCACGCCAUCGUCAUCUUCGCCGAUAAACCCAGCAUGGAAAGUAGUCUCAAAGCAGCCACAAAAGCAGCCAAAAAGGGCACCCAGAUCGUCUGGGCCGAAGGCAUCGAGGACCGCAUCGCCCCGCUCGGUCUCGCGCGGUACUCAACCCACGAACAACUCCGGUAUCCGGACCGCGCGACGCUCUUGAACACCGUGAACGACUUUAUGGUUGUGUUCGGUGAGGUUGCGGAGGCGAGGAAGCGUGAGGAAGCGCGUAAGACGCAGAUGCCGGAUGAUGAUGGAUUUGUCACUGUUAGUAGUGGACCGAAGUUGAAUAAUGUUGCGCAGCAGGAGGAGAUGAGGGAGUUGGUUGAGAAGCAGAGGAAGAAGGAGGAAGGUCUGGGUGACUUCUAUCGCUUCCAGAGCCGUGAGAAGAGGAAGGAGAGACAGAAUCAGUUGUUGAGGAGGUUUGAUGAUGAUAGGAAGAAGUUGAGUGAGAUGAAGGAGCGGAGGGGGAAGAUUCGGCCAGAAUAA